AUGGUGAGGAAGAGUCUCUCUGUGUGGGACCAGGACAUCGAGGACCACCUGGUGAAUGUCAAUGUUGGUGGCCUCAAGCACAGUAUCUGCUCCAGUAUGCUCCGGAAGUUUCCAGAUACACGGUUGUGCCGCCUUCUAUCCUGUGACACAGAGGAAGCUAUUCUGCAAGUUUGUGAUGACUAUGAUGUUCAGAAGAAAGAGUUUUACUUUGACCGGAACCCUGGCCUCUUCCCUUAUGUUUGUCAUUUUUAUCAGACCGGAAAACUGCACAUUAUGGAGGAGCUGUGCAUCUUUUCCUUUUGCCAGGAGAUAGAGUACUGGGGCAUCAAUGAAUUCUUCUUGGACAGUUGCUGUAGUUAUCGUUAUCAUGAUCGCAAACUGGAGAGCCAUCACAAGUCAUGGGAUGAGGAAAGUGAUGUAAGCAGUGUGGACACCUCAGUAGAUGAGAUAUCUGAUCUUAACAAGGACAUUCAGCAUUUCCAGGACAUGCGUUGUGGUAAUGUUCGGAAGUGCCUGUGGCUUACUUUGGAAAACCCAGGAUAUUCUAUUCCUAGUAAGCUCUUCAGUUUGCUCUCCAUCAGUGUUGUGUUGAUGUCAAUUGCCACCAUGUGCAUCAACAGCAUCCCAGAGAAUCAGAUGUAUGAUGACGAUGGUCGGCCAAUUGAGGAUCCAACCAUGCAAACUUUGGAAAUUUUCUGUAUCUGCUGGUUCACUUUUGAAGUAGUGACACGCAUGCUCCUCGCCCCAAACCAUCGGAAGUUUUUUCUCCAUCCGCUAAAUAUGAUUGACAUCAUCUCAGUGGUUCCCAUCUACAUCACAAUCUUCUUUGACUUGGUUGCUGGUGAGUCUGAGCUAGGAAACCUGGGGAAGGUCGUCCAGGUUCUUAGGCUGAUGAGGAUAUUCAGGCACAGUUAUAGAGAGGUUGGCAUCCUGCUGCUGUACCUGGCUGUAGGUGUGUCUGUCUUCUCUGGCAUAGCUUACACUGCGGAGUAUAAGGAGGAUGUCGGCUUGGACACCAUCCCUGCUUGCUGGUGGUGGGGUACAGUAAGCAUGACCACAGUUGGCUACGGAGAUGUUGUGCCGGUCACAGUGGCGGGAAAGCUAGCAGCUUCGGGCUGUAUCCUGGGUGGAAUGUUGGUUGUGGCCUUACCCAUCACCAUCAUCUUCAACAAGUUCUCGCAUUUCUACCGCAAGCAGAAGGCUCUGGAGGCUUCAGUGAGGAACAACAACAAGAAGAGAAUUAAUAUGAGCCAGGGAGAGGGGGAAGAAGUAUCUGAAGGAGACAGUCAGUGUUUGGAAGAGGAAGAUGAAGACCAUGAUGUAGGUUUGAUGAACUGCAGCUAUAUAGAUCACCCACUUCCAGCAUCUUCAGUGCAGCAUGAAAGGAGAGCUCCACUUGCAAGAGGAAAAGAACUUUAUGAGCUCUGA
This is a messenger RNA of Electrophorus electricus (electric eel), 1428 nucleotides long. NCBI's taxonomy places the organism in Eukaryota, Metazoa, Chordata, Actinopteri, Gymnotiformes, Gymnotidae. The record is from RefSeq and is a predicted model, not a curated record.